UGAUUGUGGUCUGUAGCUAUUCUGACAUUUGGAUAAGAUCUCAAAACUAUGUGAAAAUGUGAAGGGUGGCCAAAACUGCCAUGUGUAUGGUUGGAGGCAUUUGCAAGUGCAAAAUUUCACAUCACAUCUAGAACAGUAGAUUUCAAUUUUAUGCAUUUGGUGUGUGAAAUGGAUUUCUGGUGGGAAUAAUUGUUGCCUGUAUGUCAUUGAAUUACCAUCUCUUGAUAGUUCCAUUACAUCAGGAACUGUACAGGAAAUGAUAUUGCUAUUCUUCUUUUCUUGAUGAUCUUUCAAAAGUUAUUUUUUACUCAACUAAGGGGAAAAAAACAGUGCAUGAAGUGAUAAAAUGAUUCUCUAAAGCUUCAAGGAAACGAUUUCUGUGGAAUGUCCCUUUUCAUGUCGCUUUCAUUAGUUUCUAUUUUAUUGCAUCUCAGGCACAUGUUAGAAGAAAGAGUAGUUAGAAAACAGAAAAGAGAGAGAGAGAGAGAGGGAGAGAGAGAACUGGUUGAUUGUGGUGCUGGAGUUUAUAAACUUCAACCUAGGAUGUGAUCACAAAAAAAGUGUCUGAUUUUGGUGAAGUCUGGUUAUUCCCUGGUUGCCACUUAUGUUUCAACCUAGUGAGUUGGUGGGAGUAGCUUCUGCUUUCAAUCUACUUGCAAAAUGUGUAAGAUCCAAGCGAUGAUGCUUGGGUUGUAGUUUUGGGUUUGAGAGUUUGUCAAAUUUGAUGCUAUUAGGGAGAUAGAGGAGGGAGCUAACAAAUCUCAUGGCUGGGAUCAGGUCGAAGAGGUGGUGUUUUAUAUUGCUGGGAGCGAUUUUGAGUAGUUUUCUUCUUGUAGCUUCAAUAUGUGUUCCAGCAGAGACAAGAUUGAAACAAAAAGGUUCAAGUUAUAAGACUGAAGAUGUUGAGUUCCACCAUGUAAUGCGAGCUUUGAAUUUCUUUUACCAAAAGGGUCGAGUGGGUUAUAAACAUGUUUGGCCGGAAAUGAGAUUUGGCUGGAAAAUUGUGCUUGGUAGCAUAAUUGGAUUCUUUGGUGCAGCAUGUGGCAGUGUGGGGGGUGUUGGUGGGGGUGGCAUUUUUGUUCCUAUGCUUACCCUGAUCAUUGGGUUUGAUGCCAAAUCAUCAACAGCUCUAUCAAAAUGUAUGAUCACAGGUGCAGCAGCUGCAACAGUUUACUACAAUUUAAAGUUAAGGCAUCCUACACUUGAGCUGCCUAUCAUUGACUAUGACCUGGCACUUCUAUUUCAACCAAUGCUGGUUCUGGGAAUUAGCUUGGGAGUUGCUCUCAACGUCAUUUUUGCUGACUGGACAAUCACAAUUUUGCUAAUCAUUCUCUUCAUAGUCACAUCAUCCAAGGCAUUCUUCAAGGGUGUUGAAACAUGGAAAAAAGAAACCAAAUUGAAAAAGGAGGCUACUAGACACUUGGAAUUUGUUGAAGACACAACUGAAGAGGUGGAGGACAAAACUCCUCCUGGAGGCCCAAUCAGUGCUGUUCGAGCAGAACCCAAUCAGUCAAAAAAAGAGAAGGUCUCUAUUGUCGAGAAUGUUUACUGGAAAGAACUUGGACUUCUUGUUGCUGUGUGGCUGAUAAUUCUUAGUUUGCAGAUUGGCAAGAAUUACUCGACAACCUGUUCGGUAAAAUAUUGGGUGUUAAAUAUAUUGCAGAUCCCUGUAGCUGUUGGGGUAACUGCAUACGAGGCAGUUAGCCUGUACAAAGGGCGGAGAAAGAUUGCAUCCAUGGGAGAGGCGAGCACAAACUGGCGAGUUCGCCAACUUGUUCUCUAUUGUGCCAUUGGUGUGUUGGCUGGAAUAGUUGGUGGGAUGCUUGGACUCGGUGGAGGAUUCAUUUUAGGUCCUCUCUUUCUGGAGAUGGGAGUCCCCCCUCAGGUGUCAAGUGCCACAGCCACAUUUGCUAUGACUUUCUCUGCUUCCAUGUCUGUCAUAGAGUAUUACCUUCUAAAGCGUUUCCCAGUUCCUUAUGCUCUCUACUUCUUUGCUGUGGCUAUUGUUGCUGCCUUUGUAGGGCAGCAUGUGGUAAGAAAGUUGAUUAGUAUAUUAGGGAGAGCAUCCCUAAUAAUCUUCAUUCUGGCCUUCACGAUCUUUGUGAGUGCUCUAUUACUAGGUGGGGUUGGCAUAGCACGCAUGAUCAAAAAGAUUGAGAGGAAGGAGUACAUGGGGUUUGAAAACAUUUGCUCAUAUGGAGCUUAGUAUCUAGCCUAUUUUCUUUAUCCAAAAAUCCAUGACAUAUCCUCUUCUUCCUUGAUUUUAAUAUCUUCUCUUCUGUAGUAUCAGCUGUUAGAUUCCCAAUAGGAUUAGUUAUUUGCCAUGCUCUCAGUGUCUUUAAAUUUAAAACUUUGUGCGUCACAUCACCUAAAAACCAUAAGCUCAGUUGACAUAACCAAGCUUGAUUCCAAUCUUGCUUCCUCUAUCCACCUUGUUUAAUGUAAUUCUCCCCAUUUGAGAAUCCAACCUUUGUGGCAAGAGGCUUGUAAAGCUGCAAGCAACCAUCAAAUCAGUUGGAAACAAGGUCUUCUGAUGAGGUACUAGUUGACUGAUUUGUGUCUCUGUUCUUGACCCAGCCGAUACUGAUACAGGGUGGGAGGUGGAAGCAAAGAUUUCAAUGUCUGAUUGAUUUUGAAGACUAGCUUUUAUUAGUGCUAAAAACAAUUCAUGUUUGUGUUUUUUGCUGAAACUUCUGCAGCAAGAACUGUUGUAUGCUUAAUGCCACAGUUACUAUCAAGCAUUUAUCAUUUUAGUCC
This is a messenger RNA of Hevea brasiliensis (rubber tree), 2757 nucleotides long. Its product is annotated as sulfite exporter TauE/SafE family protein 3. NCBI's taxonomy places the organism in Eukaryota, Viridiplantae, Streptophyta, Magnoliopsida, Malpighiales, Euphorbiaceae. Gene Ontology annotation, cellular component: Cul4A-RING E3 ubiquitin ligase complex; membrane. The record is from RefSeq and is a predicted model, not a curated record. The coding region runs from base 764 to 2206 and encodes 480 amino acids. Gene Ontology annotation, biological process: protein ubiquitination. The transcript is spliced from 13 exons.